AUGAGCGCUCAAGGAAUGCCACCGCAUUUGCUGGCGCUGUUUUGCCCGAGGCCUCCGCAAGCUUAUGAGAAACCGCAGAUUCGGAAGGCUCCGGUGACUGCUCAUCAUCUUACGGGUUUGGCCGACUUCGUGGAGUAUUUCGAGGGCGGAGAACCUCCGGAACGUGAACACGGUGAAACUCCUCUUGAAAGGAAAAAACGAAGGGCUAAGGAGAAGAAAGAAAAAUAUGAAGAGUUGAUCGAGAGGUUGAAAGCUGACUACAAACCUCAAAAUAAUGAUAAAGUAUCAGGAGAUCCUUUCAAAACUCUGUUUGUGGCAAGGGUGGCGUAUGAGACUACUGAGAAACAGUUGCAGCGUAUAUUUGGAGAAUAUGGUCCGAUAAGGAAGGUUACUAUUAUACACGAUUUGGAGGGAAGGAGUCGUGGAUACGCUUUCAUUGAGUAUGACAAUGAGAACAGCUUAAAACAGGCUUAUAAAAAUGCUGAUGGGAUCAAAGUUGACGGUCGUAGAGUGUUGGUUGAUGUGGAGAGGGGCAGAACGGUCUCGGGGUGGAUACCAAGGAGAAUGGGAGGCGGCAGAGGAAGUGGACGAAUUGCCAAACCGAAAUCGAAGAAAAAUACUAUUCCUGGAGGACCACCACCGUCACCGUAUGGACCUCCGGAAUGGGAGUCGGGAUAUUCCUCGAGAAUGUCGUCGUCGUGGGGGAAAGGGAAAGGUAUAGAUGAAGGGUAUUUUGGCAAAGGAAAAGGAAAGGGAAAAGGAGGACCAAGAUGGGGAAUGGACGAUUUUGGAAAGGGCAGAAAAGGUUAUGGUGGACCUCCACCUUAUGAAUCUAGUUGGGGUAAAGGGAAAGGAAAAGGCUCGAGAUAUGAUGACAGCGGUCCUCCGCCGCACAGACCGGUGGAUGAGUUCGCUCCACGUGUGAGAGAUCGCGAUAGGGACAGGGCAAGGGCUCGGGAUGACGUGACCGCGAUCGCGAUCGUGAGAGGAGGGACUCUCGAAGAAAUCGAUCGCGCAGUAGAGAGCGUCGACGCCAUCAUCAUCACCACGAUGAGGAAUAGAGAAUGCUCUCGAGUUUCCCCAACUUGCCGAAAAUUAUGCAAUAUCGUCAGAGACGCUAUUGAGAGUGUCGUUUUAGACGCCUCCUCUACGACUGUUGAGACCGCGGGCACUUUAGGGAGGUACGUUAUUGGUGUAGAUCCUCUAGCGUGUGCACGCGUGCUGACCGGUACGCUGGCCGAGAACGAUUAUGUUAAUUUAAUAAAGGAUGAGAGGAAUCCUUUUACUGAUGCAAAUGAAUGUAGUUUUCGUCGACUGGAAGAUUAUGCGAAUUUGAAGAAUCUAACGAUUCGGAAUAUUAGAGGUCGCGAGUGCUGGUUGAGAUUGGUGGAAACUUUGCGACGAUCAAGUUGGAGUCGAGUCAGAUGCCUAGUGUUUGAGAGAUGCCAUCUUGAUCCGUCUUUCGUUCAUUUCCUCGCAUCCAUAUUCCCGCACUUUGCCGAACUACAAUUCCUCCGUUUCGAGCAGUGCAUCUUCCUUCCCUCAACACUACGACGAGUUUACUUGGCGAGAUGCCUUCAUGAGGGCGACGGUAGAGUUCCUAAAAGAAAACAUGCGAGCUCAGAAGCGAUCGAUCGAUGUUAUAUAGGAAAAUACUCAGAAGCUCUGCUGCAUCUCAUUACUGCUAUUGGUCGGAUUACGCAAGUUAAAAAUCUGGUGAUGACUGAAUGCAAUUUGGGUGCCCUCCAGAAGAGUCUGCAACAUCUGGAACUGGACGAGAACUGUCUCUUUGACGCUGGCAUUUAUCCAAUAGCGCAGUCGCUUGCCUCGGGAGGAUUCGCCGAGUUGGAGACCCUCAGUUUGAUGGGAAAUUAUAUUUCCACUUAUGGAUUCAUCACACUCUUGAUGUCCUUGCCUGAGGCGAAGAAGUUGACUGAUGUAGAUUUGAGUGAUAAUCAAAUUAAUUUCGUGGCGCGCGGUCAGGGUGAGGAAGUGAUCGAUUUGGAUAUAGCUGAUUUUAUGAUGAUUUACGUGAAGGCCUGGGCGGAAUCGUCCUCGAAAAAGUUGCAUCUUGGCCUUGCUGGUAACAAUCCGUGUGGAACGGUCGUUGCUGCUGUGGAGAGGGCAGUUGAUAUACUGGAGGAAUCCAAGGCAACAGAGGGCAUCUUGGACUUUCAACAGCGUUCUGUUCGAUCGACUUCGACACCUUCCUUUCAAGAGGAGGACGAAGAUGAUGAUGAUGCAGAUUCUAUGAUGGCGGACUGUGGAUCUCACGAUAGCUCCUCCGAGGAGGCGGCAUCGAUCGGCUCCCGUCCGGCGGCAAGCAGCUCAGAUGAUGAUGACGAAGACGACGAUGCCAAUUUGGACUUGCAAAUAGGGCUCACGGCUCUGGCAGGAGGGGAUGAUGGCCGCAUCCCAAAAAGAUCUCGCCGAGGGACGAGGGUAGAAGUGACAGAAAGCGAAGUCGAGCGAGAACAAAAUGAACUGCAUGAGAUGAUGAGUCGAAACCCUCUAUGGCGGUUGCGAAACGAAGAAUUUGUAAGUGAUGACGACGACGAUCAAGAUUUCGAACCGGCUGUGGACGCAUCGGAAGAUGAGGCUCUCUCUGGGUUGGUGACUGAUGACGAUAUGUGA
Messenger RNA from Perkinsus marinus ATCC 50983, 2634 nucleotides. RefSeq names its product u1 small nuclear ribonucleoprotein 70 kd, putative. Gene Ontology annotation, molecular function: U1 snRNA binding; mRNA binding. The record is from RefSeq and is a predicted model, not a curated record. Bases 1 to 2634 code for a protein of 877 amino acids. Gene Ontology annotation, cellular component: U1 snRNP; precatalytic spliceosome; U2-type prespliceosome. The transcript has 27 exons. Lineage: Eukaryota; Perkinsozoa; Perkinsida; Perkinsidae. Gene Ontology annotation, biological process: mRNA splicing, via spliceosome.